AUGGGCUACAUUAACUGUCAUGAUGAUGUCAUUGCGGAAGUUGAUGUUUUCUUGAGUUCUUGGUUCCCAGUUAACAGAGCAGCGCUAUCGGAUAGCGAUGAUGAAGCUCCACGGAAGGAAAGCGAACCCGGAGCAUUAGACAAAUUUUACCUGGUCUCCGGGCGCAAGCUACUCGAGCUUUCUUACGUAGUCGGUGUGGCUGCCAAAACAAUGCCGAUGGAGUCUGGCUGGAAACUUACGGGACAGCUCUUGUAA
Molecule: messenger RNA, 255 nt
Organism: Cylicocyclus nassatus
Lineage: Eukaryota; Metazoa; Nematoda; Chromadorea; Rhabditida; Strongylidae
Source: the annotation of a GenBank genome assembly